Molecule: messenger RNA, 1605 nt
Organism: Cordyceps fumosorosea ARSEF 2679
Lineage: Eukaryota; Fungi; Ascomycota; Sordariomycetes; Hypocreales; Cordycipitaceae
Exons: 2
Coding region: 1-1605 (534 amino acids)
Source: RefSeq, a predicted model, not a curated record
AUGAACUUCUUCAAUGGUAACUCCCCCUCUAGCUUCUCUUCGAGGAACAACAGCUUCGGCCGCUCCCCGGAAAGCAGUGACACAAGCUCCCCAAACCAGCCGGAGUAUCCUUUGCAGGAGGCUACUUAUGCCAGCCUCACUGCCCUUAACAGUCCCUCGCCGAGACACGGGCAGCAGACAAGCAUUGGACUGACAUAUCACAAUGCUCCUGUUCGAUACCAGCAGCAGCAGCAGCAGCAGCAGCAGCACCAGGGUCCAGACUACUCUCUGGCGCUCGCGUUCGUCAAUGGCGUGCCGCUCACGCCGUACCAAACAGCAUUCGCUGAGCAGCAACUUAUGAGCUUGGCAAUGAGCACUCCCCCAGCGGAGUCGCAAAGUUUGCACACGACUUAUAUUCCCGCCACCACCGCCGCCGCCACCGCAACCUGGCCAUCGACCACCACCCAGACGUACGCGACCCUUAGGUACCCGCCGGCUCUACAGAGCGUCGACAGUACGGCGCACGCGGUCUAUGGGCCCUCGGUCACACAGUCGCCGCAUCAGCACGGUUUCCUCAACACUGCGCACACAGCCUAUAGGCCCUCGACGACCCAGUCCCCGUUUCAACAGAACAUUGUCAAUGCGGCGCAAACGUCUUAUGUAUCCUCGGCGAGCCAGUCACCACACCAGCAGACUAUGACGCUGCCGGUACCUCCAUGUUCUGUACCGGUGAUCAACUCCCAGCCGAGCUCGCCAACGCCGCCAACCCGUGCAGAAUCUCGAAACAACGAGCGUCUAGCCCAACGCGCUAGGAGGGCCCUACAGGAAAGCAUCGAACGGGGCUCAAGGCCGAUUGUGCUUCGGUCGCCCGAGCCAAAUUACACGGUAAUCAACCGCGUUCAGGCGCAGGAGCGGCCUAAGGUAAGUCGGGGAAGAAAGAGCAACGAGAGGAGAUGGUGUGAGAUCUGUGGGAUGACGCUCUCCGGCGACCAUGAAUAUAAUCGCCACUUCAAUCUGGUGCAUGCGCCCGAGGGCUGGCGGUGGCAAGUCAUUGACCCGACAACAAAGGGUCUACGGGCCCGCUGGCCCGUUCGGGUGCCGAUAUCAGAUUGCAAGAGCUGCCGAGCCAGAAAGCUAUACGGUAUCAACUACAAUGCUGCCGCGCACAUUCGCCGUUGUCACUUCAAGAGUGAACCGGUGAACGGAACCAGGGGCGGGAGCAGUGGCGGUACGUGGCCGGAGAUCCGAUACCUCGAGUAUCUAUAUAUGAAACUGGUUCACAUUCGGGUCAUCUCUACCAAGACGAGCCGGCUUAAGGAGGGUGUUGAUUACAUCCGGACUGGCUUUGAGCGGCAAACGGUUCUUAGAGAGCCUCAUAGCAAGAGGCACUCGCCAGGAGGUCGGGAAAGCGGCUUGACGGAGGCCGACUUUCGGUCUGACCCUGGACUAUCGCUCGCCACUCCUCCAGAAGAUCCCGAGUUGUUCUUUGGCACGCCUGCCUCCUCGACGGACACGAACUACUCAUUUGACUUCAAUCUCUUCCCGUCGCGGAUACCGGAGCAGCCGCUACCAACGUCCGACACGAGUUGGAGAAACUGGCCCGCUUCCAGCGAAGACCCCAGAUAG